This is a messenger RNA of Racocetra persica, 248 nucleotides long. NCBI's taxonomy places the organism in Eukaryota, Fungi, Glomeromycota, Glomeromycetes, Diversisporales, Gigasporaceae. The record is from the annotation of a GenBank genome assembly.
GCAAACACCUGGACAUAGCAAAGUUUAUGAUCGCUUUACGAAAAAUAAAUCCUCCUCCACCACCUCCCAAUGAUGUAAUUAAUAUUGGGCCAUCAUUAGAUUUUCUAACUAGCUUAGAACAUAAUAACGAUAUGCCAAUCUUAGACCUUUUGCACAAAACAGUUUUCUUUAUUGCUCUAGAAUCAGCGUGUAGACCAAGCGACUUUCAAAGGAUAGAACUAAAAUCUCUCCAAAAAUUAGAAUCAGGA